This is a messenger RNA of Arachis ipaensis, 787 nucleotides long. RefSeq lists its product as uncharacterized. Lineage: Eukaryota; Viridiplantae; Streptophyta; Magnoliopsida; Fabales; Fabaceae. Gene Ontology annotation, molecular function: enzyme inhibitor activity. The record is from RefSeq and is a predicted model, not a curated record.
GAAUUCAUCAUCCCCCAUCAAAUCAAAACCAAUUCGCAUUAGGGUUCUCUCCAUACACCGUUAUGAAGAUGAAUUCCUCAACAAAGUCCUUCAUUUUGUUCAGCCUUGGCUUGGUCCUCAUCAUCGCCAAUGUAGCACAAGCCGAAGAAAAAUCAGCAACCUUGGACUUAUCGAAGUUGGUGAUUAAAGUUUGUGACGCUACAGCAACAGAAAGGGCAAAAUGCAUGGACAUCAUGAGAUCAAACCCUAAGAUGCUAUCAGCAAAGAACAUUGUUCAGCUCUCACAAGCCAUCCUUGAAUUGGGCAUAAGCAAGGGCAAGGAGGGACAAAAAUUCCUUAAGGAGUUGGCAAAGAAGAGCAAGUCCCCGGCGCUUGAACAAUGCGCCGGAUUCGACUAUGAUGGCGUCGUUGGAUCCUUCAAGAGUGCUCUUGGCGAGAUCAAGGAAGAUCCCAUGACUGCAAAUUAUGAUGCCAAGGUCGCCAGCGAUGGCCCUGACACCUGCGACAGAGGUUUGGAAAGUGAAAAGAUCGUUAACCCUGCUAUUACCGAACUAAACAAGGAGAUUAGGUUGCUUUCAGGCAUAGCUUUUGCUGCAACAAACUUUAUUCCAAACAAAAUUUAAGAGGAGGGACUAGUGUUGAGGAUCGGAAUUUUAUGGGGGAAUUUUAUUAAUGACAUCCUUUUCAGUUUGUAGUGUGUGGGUUGAUCGGAAAUAAUUAAAAUGACUACCAACUUGUUGAAUUUGUCAUCACAUCAAUUUUUGUGUAAUUUUAAUUAUUUUCUUUU